CCAAAUCCAAAACCCCCUCUUAGGCUUCGUUUUCCUUUUACGACGAGAGAGAUAGAUAGAGAGAGAGAGAGAGAGAGAGUAGAGUAGAGAAUAAGGAUCAGAAUUCGGGUAUGGCGAACGCAGACGUAGAGGCGGUAGACUUCGAGCCGGAGGAGGACGACCUCAUGGACGAGGACGGAGCUGCAGACGCCGAUGCCUCCGCUUCCCCGAGAGCCCCUCUUCCAAAGCUCAAGUCCGCUAUCACCAGCGGCGGCGGCGCUUCCUCCUCUCUUGGCCCUCCUAAGAAGACCAAGGGCCGUGGCUUCCGUGAAGAUAUCAAUGCCGACCGAAACUCCCGUCUUGCCGGCUCCGAUUUCGACUCUCUCAAGUCCUCCGACGGCCUUGAGCCCCAGCGCUCCAUUGAAGGUUGGAUUAUUCUGGUAACUGGAGUUCAUGAGGAGGCACAAGAGGAUGAUCUACAAAAUUCAUUUGGUGAAUAUGGAGAGAUCAAGAAUUUGCAUCUAAAUCUUGAUCGUCGCACUGGGUUUGUCAAGGGGUAUGCACUUAUUGAAUAUGAGAAUUUUGAGGAAGCACAAGCUGCAAUAGCCGGGAUGAAUGGCGCUGAAUUUCUUACUCAGACUGUAACUGUUGACUGGGCCUUCAGCAAUGGAUCCUUCCUUGAUGGAUCUAUGAAGAAGAGGAACAUUAGGCAACAACGAGAGCGUCGCUCAAGGAGCCCUCCAAGGAGGAGAUAUUGAUAAGUCUGUGUCCUAUAUUUGUGAGAAGAAGAUGAAUUCUCAACGAAGAGGUUUCAUAUGGAACCACCGAGUUAUAAUAGAUGUUAGUCGAUAUUUGAUGUUUUAAUCUCUGUUUGCGGAGGAUGCUUUACAUUUCUCAUACUGUAUGGUUUAGUGAUGACUUCCUUAUUUAGUUUUGCCUUUUAAUUUAACUUGAGGAUGUUUCCAAAAAGCAGUAACAGUGUGAUUUCAUUUUCUGACUUUGAAGACGCUGAUAAAGAUGUGAUGAUUUUGUAAGUUUGACCUAGAUUCAUCUUAAUGCAUAUUUUGAAGCAUUUUUAUUUA
Messenger RNA from Ziziphus jujuba (common jujube), 1061 nucleotides. Its product is annotated as RNA-binding protein Y14. Bases 111 to 737 code for a protein of 208 amino acids. Gene Ontology annotation, biological process: RNA splicing. Gene Ontology annotation, cellular component: cytoplasm; nucleus; exon-exon junction complex. The record is from RefSeq and is a predicted model, not a curated record. Lineage: Eukaryota; Viridiplantae; Streptophyta; Magnoliopsida; Rosales; Rhamnaceae. Gene Ontology annotation, molecular function: mRNA binding. The transcript has 4 exons.